GGAGUGACGGCAGCGGCGGCGGCGCGGAAAGAUGGCGGAGGCGGCGGCGGCCGUGCCGCAGCACCGGUUUUUCUGCCACAGCUGCAAGGGCGAGGUCAGCCCCAAGCUGCCGGAGUUCACCUGCCCCCGCUGCGAGUCCGGCUUCAUCGAGGAGCUCACGGACGAUCCCAGUUUUUUUGAUGGGAAUUCCCUGGACGACAGCCCCUCCUCGCAGUUCGCAGAGCUCUGGGACCACCUGGACCGCGCCGUGUUCUUCCCGGAUUUCCGGCCCUUCCUGAGCCCCGCGGACGCCCGGGGCCGCGACGCCGAGCUCUGGGCUCCGGGGCGGCCGCCGCAGCGCCGGUACCGGGCCCAGCCCCGCGCCAGCUCCCGCCCGGAUCGCUCGCCCGCCGUCGAGGGGAUAAUCCAGCAGAUCUUUGCUGGGUUCUUUGCCAACUCGGCCGUUCCCGGCUCCCAACAUCCCUUUUCCUGGAGCGGGAUGCUGCACUCCAAUCCCGGCGAUUACGCCUGGGGACAGAGCGGCCUGGACGCCAUCGUCACGCAGCUCCUGGGCCAGCUGGAGAACACGGGGCCGCCGCCGGCGGACAAGGAGAGGAUCUCGUCGCUGCCCACGGUGCCGGUGACGCAGGAGCAAGUGG
This is a messenger RNA of Hirundo rustica (Barn swallow), 638 nucleotides long. It is a transcript of the gene RNF115, whose product is annotated as ring finger protein 115. NCBI's taxonomy places the organism in Eukaryota, Metazoa, Chordata, Aves, Passeriformes, Hirundinidae. Gene Ontology annotation, molecular function: ubiquitin protein ligase activity. The annotation marks the transcript as partial. The record is from RefSeq and is a predicted model, not a curated record. The transcript is spliced from 7 exons.